Messenger RNA from Clarias gariepinus (North African catfish), 1893 nucleotides. RefSeq names its product histone H1-like. Gene Ontology annotation, biological process: nucleosome assembly. NCBI's taxonomy places the organism in Eukaryota, Metazoa, Chordata, Actinopteri, Siluriformes, Clariidae. The transcript has a single exon. The coding region runs from base 49 to 588 and encodes 179 amino acids. Gene Ontology annotation, molecular function: structural constituent of chromatin; DNA binding. The record is from RefSeq and is a predicted model, not a curated record. Gene Ontology annotation, cellular component: nucleosome.
GAGGACACGACAAGACAUUCGCAUCAAAUUUUUCAACGCUCCCAAACAAUGGCACGGACCGUAAGCAGACGGGCAGUAUCCACUGCCAGGCCGAGAAAAAGGAGAUCCGGAUCAAAGCGUGGAAACGCCGGCCCGAAAGUUUCAGAUCUCAUUUUGAAAGCCGUGGCUGCGUCUCACGAACCCAAAGGCGUGUCUCUGGUCGCACUGAAGAAGGCGCUCGCGGGCUACGGGUACGACGUCAAGAAGAACAAGUCGCGCGUCAACCUCGCGCUCAGAUCGCUCGUUAAGAGAGGCUUGCUCGUGCAGACCGGAAGGACCGGAGCGCGCAGUCCGCUCAAGGUGAGCAAACGCGAUGCGGUGAGGAAACCAGCCAAGAGGCGUGCUCUAAAAAAAUCUAAAGCGGCCAGGCGUAAAAGAGCUACUAAAAAGGCACCCAGGAGAGUGAACAGGAGUCGGAGGAGGGCGAAGAAACGUUCAGCAAAGAGAGUUACCAUGAGCCGAACAAGGAAGGUGAAAGCAGCGAAGCGUAAAGCAGCAAAACGCAAAAAGUCCAAGGUUAGGAGGAAGAGAACUGUCAGGAAGAAGUAAGAGACUCCAUUACCGUCCAAAAAGAAUUGCACUGACAUUCAACCUAAAAAUAUUCAAUAAAAACAUAACUGAGAAAAUAAUAAAAAAUCACUACUGAACUUAGAAAUACAAGAACAUAUCUACCAUCAUCGGCCCGACUCAAGAAAUACAUCUCGACGCAGACUGAAAUGACAGAAAUUUAAUAGAUAUUUCCAAAGUAAAAAAAAAAAAAAACGGACAGGGCAUCUUCGUCUGAGACUUAAAAGGCUAAAAAAAUCAAGAGAAUUAUUUUCUUAUUAUAAUUAGGUUUAGAGGUUUCUCCGUUGCCUUUUUAUCACAAAUAUUGAUUACAAAAUUCUUGUUAAAAUAAUCACACACUGUAUACGAAAACCCUUAACGUGAUAAUUAAAACAGAAAUCUAAAUAAGAUUUAUGUGCGCAAUCAAAGUUAGGUUUAUGUUGUACAAUCUGGGUAUAACGCAAGACCUCAUAAUAAAUACGCCAAACACAAAGAAAUAGACAAACAUAUUUAUUCAUAUUAAAUUUAGAUUAGAAAAUCAUUUUUUAAGUAAAAAAGUUACCAAUGAGUGCUACAUUUAAUAAAAUUAAAAUACCCAAAUAUCAUUGGAGUAAAAUCCACAGCGAAAAUAAUAAACAUACGUAUUCUGACCUGAUUGUCUUUAUUAAUAAUCAAUUUACAAUAAAAUUUAGUUACUAAAUUAUUUAAAAUAUAUGAAGAAAUCUCCAUAAUUAGAUUAAACUAAAUAUGUGGAAAAUAUAUAUUGCUUAACAGCAGAGAGGUAACGAUUUCUUAUGUAUAUCCAAAUAUCUCGGAGGAACAAAGUAAAAUAACUUUUUCUUUAAGGACGUUAUACCAGCUUUCAUGUAAAAAGGGAACGCAGACACGACAUAGUUGCAGAUGUUAAGACAUUUGAUUAAAAAAACCCAGAAAAAACAAUAAAGGAAAAGAAAACCAAACUGAAACCCGAACCGACUUCACCAGAAACAAGCAAGCUUAGAAAAGAAAUCAUAAAUUUUCAUAAAUUCCUAUGAACACACAUGUUCAAUAAAUUGUUAACACAAACUCAAGAUUGUUAUAACAUUUCUUACAUAACCUAAAAACUGUGACAUAGUGUAGUAAGGUUGAUGCAAAAUGUAGUAAGGAAAUCAGCUUUUAUAGCAUUACAGUACAAUCUUAAAAUGAACAACAAAAGGAAAAAAUUAGACUACUAAUCUGUAACAGUGGAACUUUCUAUUUCUAAACAUUAACAUUGCUGUGAAAUAUAAUUGACUAAAAACAUGAAGAAAUGAACAAUAUCAAACAAGA